Messenger RNA from Plasmodium gallinaceum, 585 nucleotides. Its product is annotated as 40S ribosomal protein S7, putative. Bases 1 to 585 code for a protein of 194 amino acids. Gene Ontology annotation, biological process: rRNA processing; translation; ribosomal small subunit biogenesis. Gene Ontology annotation, molecular function: structural constituent of ribosome. The record is from RefSeq and is a predicted model, not a curated record. The transcript has 2 exons. Gene Ontology annotation, cellular component: 90S preribosome; small-subunit processome; ribosome. NCBI's taxonomy places the organism in Eukaryota, Apicomplexa, Aconoidasida, Haemosporida, Plasmodiidae.
AUGGAGGCUAUAGAAAAAAAAAUUCUUAAAAGAAAUCCAAGCGAUUUAGAAAAAGAAAUUGCUCAGUGUUUGAUUGACAUUGAAUUGUCCAGUUCUUCUGAUAUAAAAAGCGAUGCUAAAGAGAUAAGAUUAUUAUCAUGUGAUUUAAUAGAAGUUGAUAAACUAAAAAAAAAAACAAUAUUAAUAUAUAUUCCUUACAAAAUAUAUGUUACAUAUGUAAGAAAAAUACAAAGAAAAUUAAUUAAUGAAUUAGAAAAAAAAACCAAAAAAUAUGUAGUAUUAGUUGCUAAAAGAACCAUAUUAAAAGCAAAACAAAAAACAAAAGCUUUUAAAAUUAUACCAAGAUCAAGAACGUUAACUAGUGUUUAUGAUUCAGUUUUAGAAGAUAUUGUAUCACCAAGUGAAAUAAUUGGAAAGAGGAUAAGUAUGAGAUCUGAUGGAAAAAGAAUAUUCAAAAUAAUGUUGGAUCCCAAAGAAAGGCAAAGAGAUAACAUAGAAGAAAAACUUAUUAGUUUUGCAGCUGUAUAUAAAAAAAUCACAAGAAGAGAAGCUAUAUUUUCUUUACCACCAUCUAAUGAGAAAUAA